Molecule: messenger RNA, 1628 nt
Organism: Rubroshorea leprosula
Lineage: Eukaryota; Viridiplantae; Streptophyta; Magnoliopsida; Malvales; Dipterocarpaceae
Source: the annotation of a GenBank genome assembly
CAGUCUCUCUUUUUCACAUCUCUUUCUUCAUCGUCUCCGCCGUCCGACAGCCAUGUACAGGCAGGUGCUGGUGCCACCCGGUACCCACUCUCUGCAGUGGCGGGAGACUUGGCCGCGUUUGCUUGCUCCUCUGACCUUAUGGAUAUGUGUUUCGAUUAGUCUGAGGUUCGGUUACUACGGGGACUGUCGAAUGGUGCUCGGACCCAACUCUUCGCGAUUGAUGAAGGCAAGACCUCUGUUCGUGGAGCUGGUCGAAGCCAGAGAUGAAGAUCGGAAAGGGGUUCUUCUUUAUGGGUUCUCGGAAAAACCGGAGUUGAAUUGGGAAACAAAUUGGAGUGUCUCUAAUUAUCUGAUUGUGGGAGCAUACAACCACCAGGGAUUUUCGUUGUGGUUAAACAAGGGUUCUGAUAUCAGAAUGAGAUGGGAAACUCAAACAAGUAGAUUAGCUCAUCUUCAACCGAUUAUCAUUAAAGAACAAUGUUUAAUUUGUCUACAGGCGAACGAAAACGCAAAACAUUGCUGCCAAAAUUUUCAAGUUCUUUCGAUCCCCUUGCUCUGAGUGAACCACUUAGUGGAAAAGAAGUUGAGUACACCGUCAAAGAAGAUGACAAGUACUAUGUAGGAGUGAUUAACAAGUACCGUAGAAGCAUUAUUAUAUCCAUAACUUUGAAUGUUACAUCCAAGAUGUAUGAUCUAACAAAAGCAAGGAACAAUUGUUCCACAGAGACAGGAUCCUGCCAGCUAAAACUUAUAUUUCCUGACACUCAGUUCCUUGUACUUACAACUCCAAACAAAGUCAGAUCUACAACCCUUUUGUCAUUUGCUUUAACAUCAUCAAGUUCAUAACUGAUUCAUUUCCUCAUGGAUUUAAUCACAUGCAUAGUAAUUUUGAUUUCAGGUUGACAGUGGUGCCUGGUAUAUUGAGCUUUCUUUUGUGGCUCGACUAAUAACAUAUAUAGCAAUUUUAGGCUUUUUCUUUGUUAUAAUUUUCUUUGUAUUGAAAUACCUGGGGGCAUGUGAUACUCGUGGGAGCGUAUUUGAUACAGCCCCAAUGGGAAUACAAUAUGAUAGGACUCCUGCUACCGAGACCACCCCCCUACUAACACGAACGCAAUUGCGAUCCACGUAUGGAACAGAAAGAGGAGAUGCAGAUGAUGAUGAAACGGGGUCAUCUAGUAGCUCUUCAGAAGAUCUCUAUGAUGCAAAACUAUGUGUAGUAUGCUAUGAUGAUCAACGCAACUGUUUCUUCGUUCCUUGUGGCCAUUGUGCCACCUGCUACGAUUGUGCUCAAAGGAUAAUGAGUGAGGAUAGCAAGAUGUGUCCAAUUUGUCGAAGACUAAUUCACAAAGUAAGGAGAUUAUUUAGUCCUUGAGAAUUGAGGAAAUAGGAUCAGUAAAUUCAUUUCACAGAGUGAAUUGUAUGCCAUUGCAGUUUUUUUGUGCGAGUUCUUGGCUUGAAUCCUGAUUGUAACUCGUGUAAUUAGCUUCUAAUUUCUCAUUUCACGCGACACAGAAAUGUCAAUUCUCUGGAGGUUUUAUUCUCUUCUCAAAUCUUUAUUACCUGAGAGGAGUAGCUAUGUAUCACAAAGUUGAUUCCCAGCCGUUGUGACGUCUUUCUUAUUUGUUCUU